AUGGAUAGCACGGAUGAACCUCAGAAAAAAGUCUUUAAAGCACGAAAAACAAUGAGAGUAAGUGAUCGACAACAACUUGAAGCUGUCUAUAAGGUUAAAGAGGAGCUGUUGAAGACAACUGAAGUUAAACUGUUAAAUGGAAAGCAUGAGAAUGGAGAUUCUGAUUUAAAUUCCCCUUUAAGCAAUACAGACUGUAUGGAGGACAAGAGGGAAGUUAAUGGCGUAGUGGACUUUUGUGUUAACUCUGAAGAAGGAAGAACAGCUUCUGAUGAAAUUAGUGAAGCCAAAAGCCCUGAAAGUAGGGCAGGGAACCUAGUCAAUGACACAGAACCCGAACCUCGAACACUGUCUCCAGAGAAUGUUACUUCUGAGCAAGAUAAAGAUACUGAUACUGCUUUAGCUUGUGAGGCUGAAAAUGGAGUGCUUGGUAGCAAUAAAGAUAACUUCCAUGAAGAAAAUAAUACAAAAGAUCAUUUGGACCAAAGAGAGAGUGACAUCCCAUCAGAAGGUGAAAGUAAAUCAAUCUGUGAUAUUAGUGACUCUUCUGAAGAGAAGGGAGAAAUAAAUGACUUAACUAUUAGUUCCGAUUCAUCUGGAGAGGAAAAGAGGACUGAAGAAGUAACUGUUGAAGAUGCUGUUGGAGAAGCCACCAUCUCUAGCAGUAUGGAAGCUGACCAGGAACCAAAGGACAGACAAGACGGCACUGCAGGUCUUUCAGAAACCACUGUUCAGAAGACAGUAGAUGAGCCAAGUGAAAGUAUCUUGGACAAUACUGACUCUAUGGAAACAGAUGAAAUUAUUCCAAUUUUGGAAAAACUAGCUCCGGCUGAAGACGAACUGAGCAGUUUUUCUAAAAGUUCUCUGCUUCCAGUGGAUGACACAGUCCCAGAUUUAGAAGAGAAAAUAGACAACUGUUUGGGUUCACCAUCCAAGCAGGAAAGCAAUGAAAGUCUGCCAAAAGAGGCUUUCUUAGUACUGUCUGAUGAAGAGGAUCCCUGUGAUGAGAAGGAAGAACGUGCUGAAGUGAUACUACCAAACAAGUCAAGUCUUCCAGAAGAGGUGGAGGAGGAGAGAAGAAAGGAGAGUGAGGAGGAUAAAGAAGAAGAGGCCACCAAAGAAGAGGAGAAACAUACAGAGAGAAGUGAAGUGUCAAGGAGAAAGCGUUCCAAAUCUGAGGACAUGGACAGUGUUCAUUCUAAACGUCGUCGGUACAUGGGAGAAGAUUAUGAAGCAGAACUCCAAGUGAAAAUUACAGCCAGAAGGGAUGUUGACCAAAAAUUACAAAAGGUUAUCCAGAGACUGUUAGAAGAAAAACUUACUGCUUUACAGUGUGCUGUAUUUGACAAGACACUGGCAGACUUGAAAACCCGAAUAGAGAAAGUAGAAUGUAACAAGAGGCAUAAAACUGUGCUUACUGAACUACAGGCUAAAAUUGCUAGAUUGACAAAGCGGUUUGGAGCAGCCAGGGAGGACUUGAAGAAAAGACAGGAAAAUUCACCAAAUGCACCUCUGUCUCCAGGGAAAGCAGCAGGAGACACUGCAAACACAAGCAAUGCGACAUACCGAAAUGCUGGCACAGUGAGGCAGAUGCUGGAGUCAAAAAGAAAUGUAGGAGAGAGCACACCAGCAACUUUUCAAGCCCCUGUGAAUGCAGUGCCAGCUUCCAGUCUUGCUGCUCCUCCGACAGUUGUCAGUGGACAUCCUAAGCCUCAGACUCCAGUGACCUCCACCAGCUCUUUGACAACAACAGUUCUUCCCACAUCUAACACAGCUACGGUUGUAGGCACUAACCAAGUGCCCAGUGGCAGCACUCAGUCAGUGUCUGUCUCAUUGCAGUCUUUGCCCGUAAUCUUGCAUGUACCUGUUGCAGUAUCAUCCCAGCCUCAGCUCCUGCAAGGCCACACAGGGACUUUGGUCACUAACCAACAGUCAGGCAACGUUGAAUUUAUAUCCGUACAAAGCUCAUCUACAGUUGGUAGCCUUACCAAAACUACAGUGUCCUUGGCAUCAACUAACCCAACAAAACCAAAUAACAGCCCAUCUGUGCCCAGUCCUGGUAUUCAAAGGAACUCUCCAGCCAGUGCUGGGUCAAUAGGCACAACGUUGGCAGUACAGGCUGUUUCUACUGCACAUCCAGUUGCCCAGGCCACAAGGACUUCUUUGCCCACAGUGGGUACUUCAGGACUUUAUAAUGCUACCAGCAGUCGAGCCCCUCUGCAGAUGAAGAUUCCCCUCUCUGCAUUUAGUAGUACAGCUCCUAUUGAACCACCCAGCGUUACAGCACCCAGAGUUGAAAACCAGACAAGCAGGCCACCAACAGAUACUUCGGCAAACAAGCGAACUGCUGAGGGAACAACACAGCUCUCAGAACAAAAAGUAGUUCGUUGUGUGCCGUAUACCUGUGGCAUAUUUGAUGGUACAACUUUGAUCAAUUGUUUCGAAAAGCAGUUGAAACAGGAAGAGACUUCAUCAGAAAAUAAAGAAGCGGUAGAAGCAGCACAGACGAAUUUUAACUUCCCUGAGGAUGUCCUCUUUGGCUUGGAGGAAGAGGAAGAGGAUGCUAAGAGCAUCAAAAACACCCACAAGCAGACUGGCUGGGCAGCUAACCUAUUAAAACAAUGGCUGGCCAAAAAUGGCAAGGAUCCUAGCUUUGAAUUGGUCCCAGUAAGUGAACUCAAUGAUAUCUUAAGAGAGUUUUAUUACACAAUAAGGAAUCAUGAUGGAAAUACCUACAGUGUGGCAAGCUACAAGUCAAUGCGUGCUGGCUUAAACCGGCAUCUCAAAAUGCCACCUUAUAAUCGUCAGAUUUGCUUAAUGAAGGACAAAGAGUUUGCUGGUGCAAACAUGGUAUUUGUGAGCGUGCUGAAGAUGCUGCGCAUGCAGGGAAAGGAUGAGACUCACCACCAUCCUCCUAUAGCCGCUGAGGACUUGCGUAAGAUUAAACAAUCUGGUGUGCUGGGAUUGCACAGUCCACUGGCACUCGUCAACAAGGUGUGGUUUGAUUUACAGUUGCAUUUUGCCAAACGAGGGAGGGAAAUUUUAAGAGAUCUGGCUCCAGAUGCUUUUGUUGUUGAGAAGGACAAGAACGGGCGUCGAUAUGCUAUGUUUAGGUAUCCUAGCAAAGGAAAAAAUGGAGAAGAUCCUCAUAAAAUGGGUAAAAUGUAUGAUAUGCCAGGGGACCCAAACUGUCCUGUUUUUUCCUUGGAGCUUUAUUUGUCUAAGCUGCCUCCGGAGCCCCCUGCCUUUUACCUGCAUCCUUUGAAGCUAACAUCAGAGCAAAUGCAAGAACAGCCUGUCUGGUACAAAAGAGAACCGAUGGGUGUGAACUACUUAGGUACCAUGAUGCCCAGGAUAAGUGUGGCAGCCAGGCUCUCUCAACGGUACACCAAUCAUUCUCUCCGAACUACCACCAUCCAGCUACUGUGUGAAGCAGGACUGGGGCCUAGAGAAAUAAUGGCAGUGACAGGCCAUCGCUCCGAGUCUGCUAUUAGACACUACUGGGGAGCUGCGGAAGUUCGCUACAGGGCUUGGUCAGAUAUAAUGGAGAAUAACGCCCCCAAUUACCUAUAUAGCAAGAUCCCAAAUGAAGUGAUAAAAGAAUCACUAUGUGGUGCCUCCACCUCUUCUAUAAACCACAUUGUUCUAGAACAAAGCAAAAUUUUAUUCCCUAAGAAAUCUGUGGUGCCACCUGGCACUAAUUCUCUGACUUUAGUCCCUGAGGGACACCCAGCUCUGAAUUCCAAAAGCCCCAUCCUGUUGAACCACAGUUCUUCCAAGGUGUUUCUCCCCAAGAACAUGGCCAGUGGGAACCUAACUGUCGGUCCCCUUCAAGGCUGUUGUAACGAACCUGUCUUUAUAAAGCGUGUGAUAAAACAAGAACCAAUGACUUGA
Messenger RNA from Fulmarus glacialis (Northern fulmar), 3891 nucleotides. RefSeq names its product activating transcription factor 7-interacting protein 1-like. The coding region runs from base 1 to 3891 and encodes 1296 amino acids. NCBI's taxonomy places the organism in Eukaryota, Metazoa, Chordata, Aves, Procellariiformes, Procellariidae. Gene Ontology annotation, molecular function: DNA binding; transcription coregulator activity. The transcript has 10 exons. Gene Ontology annotation, cellular component: transcription regulator complex; nucleus. The record is from RefSeq and is a predicted model, not a curated record. Gene Ontology annotation, biological process: DNA recombination; DNA integration; regulation of DNA-templated transcription.